AAAAAUGCUCCACCCAUCUCCAUAUUUUUGUACAUAAUAAAAUAAAGAAUCUCGCUUUGACUUUGUGUUAUUAGUAGCAAUAUUUAACAGCUACAACGGAAUUGCAGUUACGGGGGGAAGAGAGAUGGAGGGAGUAGGAGGAGGAGGAGGAGGAGCACAGUUCAAUCCGCGCACAGUCGAGGAGGUCUUUAGGGAUUUCCAGGGCCGCCGGGCCGGAAUGAUCAAGGCGUUAACAACAGAGGUUGAAGAAUUUUAUCAGCAGUGUGAUCCUGAGAAGGAGAAUUUAUGUUUGUAUGGCUCUCCAAAUGAGCAAUGGGAAGUCAAUUUACCAGCUGAAGAAGUUCCUCCAGAACUUCCAGAGCCUGCAUUGGGUAUUAACUUUGCAAGGGAUGGCAUGCAAGAAAAGGACUGGUUAUCUUUAGUUGCUGUCCAUAGUGAUGCGUGGUUGCUUGCUGUUGCCUUCUAUUUUGGUGCUAGAUUUGGAUUUGAUAAAGCUGAUAGGAAACGUCUUUUUAAUAUGAUAAAUGAUCUUCCAACAAUAUUUGAAGUCGUGACUGGUGCACCAAAGAAACAAGGAAAGGAGAAGUCAUCUGUCUCAAAUCAUAGUAGCAACAAAUCAAAGUCAAAUUCUAGAGUGCGGGAAUCACAGGUAAAGUAUUCAAAAGCAUCACAGCCGAAGGAUGAAGAUGAAGACUUUGAUGAGGAAGAUGAUGAGCAUGGAGAUACUUUGUGCGGGGCUUGUGGUGAGAACUAUGCAUCGGAUGAAUUCUGGAUUUGCUGCGACCUCUGUGAGAAAUGGUUCCAUGGGAAGUGUGUGAAGAUUACCCCAGCUAGAGCAGAGCAUAUUAAGCAGUACAAGUGCCCAACAUGCAGCAAUAAGAGAGCUCGUGUUUGAUGUUCACCAACAUGUGAUGCAUGGUGCUCUGUUUGUAACUCUUCUCUUGGUAAACUCUACUAACUGCCCUGUCCAUCAGUUGUGUUUCCAGAUUCUGACUAGGUAGUGCAGCAUGUGAAUGAAUGGUUACUUUGGUGUAGGAGGUCUCAGUUUUCAGUGUAAAAAACUAUUUAUUUGUAGUUUGGUUUUUAGAUAAUCCCCGCGUAGAACACUUAAUCAUCCUUCAAUCCAGUAGGUAAGAAAAUGUGUGAUAGUAA
Molecule: messenger RNA, 1152 nt
Organism: Rubroshorea leprosula
Lineage: Eukaryota; Viridiplantae; Streptophyta; Magnoliopsida; Malvales; Dipterocarpaceae
Source: the annotation of a GenBank genome assembly